GUUGACAUCCUUGGAAGAACUUGAAUAUUCCAGCUGCGGUUACGGCUUUGGUACUUCUAUCUUCCAUAGCUGUUCUUGGUCGAAAUGUCAUUUGUUGAGCCAAUAACCACGAAAAUUGGCUUCAUAGAACUCCCAACAUUAAAGAAUGUCCCAACGACCCUGCACCGUCAUCAGGAGACCACACAACGGUAAUAAUGGUCGUGGACAGUCAGAGCGGUCAGGUUUAUGAGGAAACCGAGAUGGGUCCGCCAGUGGGCUUCGUCAAUGGAUUUGCUUGGGAGCACGAAUCGCCUUUCUUGGAGGCAGACUACGAGCUUCGCAGUGACUUGGGAGUACCAGCCUUGAAACACUUGGCAAUGAAAAAGACGCUUAGCGACCAAAGAAGCCUGAACAAGUCUCUAUUUCUGGACGUACCUUGGCCGAUUGCCGCACAACUAUGGGAGUAUCUCAGUCGGAGUGGAAAGCGAACAAUGUACAUGUGGAAAAUUCUGUGUACCACAUACCCCGGCCAGUUCCGACAUGUUUCCCAGCACUGUAGAAUGGUUAUCGACAAACCGCGGAUCCCUAUGCGCGGCUACAUCAGCUUGGUGAAAAGUACGGAUUGCAGCUGGGCUACACAGUUGAACAUCUGGACCGAGUUUGCAUGGACCCCGGAGCUUGUCGAGCUUGCCGAUGUGGUCAACCUUGUCUCUUUAGAAAUCAACACAGCAUCAUCAAGGCAUUCGUAUUUGGGCGAUGGUCAGAGUCAAGAGGUCGUCAGUCUUGACGACCGCGUUCUCCGUGCAUGGACUGAGCUUAUUGAGACCUCAGGAUCUUUUCAAUAUCUACGAACGCUUAAACUGCACGGCCAGCGGAACAUUACAGGCAAUGCUUUCUAUUACUUAUCGAAAUUCCCUUCUCUUGAAUACUGUAUAGUGGCGAAGUGCGAUGGAUUGACUACACAAUCCGCCAUCAAGACAGCGGAGGCACACGGGUGGUUCCUUAGUCAGGAUAAACUCGAGGGAACAGCAUAUCAGUUCUCCCAAGACACCUCCAUAGGGCUCAAUACAAGUACCAGCUGGUCAAGCAAGAGACCAGACAGCCUACUCCCAUCCACAAUGUCCAGCGACAUCCCGCUUCUAGAGUUCACAGUUAGACAUAGACGAGCGAAGUCAAUGGCAGGUCUUGACAUUGCCAUUUUUUCACGGAAGGACAAUGGCCGCGUAAUUGAGACACAGGCGAAUAAGCGAAAGCGUGAGGGCCACAUUUCAUUGACAGAGCGCCGUGCUCACCACAAGACGAGGAGGCCAGCCGUGAAAGAACGCGGCAAGGAUUUGUCUGGCCUGCUUGGAGAAUUCAUGUAGCAACGGGGAAUUUGCUGUUGCCUGUAGAUUAGCUUGUCAAGAAGAUAAUCUCAGCUGUAUUCUUGGUGGAAUGUUUCAUCUUUUAUUUAUUUAUGUAUUUAAGUAUUUAUUUACUGUUGUCAUCAGCAUUCGUAUAGUUUUCUGCGGAGGCUAGCGGGACGAUCCGCUGUUGCUAUCGGGCGGGUCGCCAUUAUCGCA
Messenger RNA from Talaromyces proteolyticus, 1541 nucleotides. RefSeq lists its product as uncharacterized. The transcript is spliced from 2 exons. The record is from RefSeq and is a predicted model, not a curated record. Bases 195 to 1343 code for a protein of 382 amino acids. Lineage: Eukaryota; Fungi; Ascomycota; Eurotiomycetes; Eurotiales; Trichocomaceae.